AUGCUUGGGACCGAACCCGCCUGCCAGGCCGGCUUUCGCGUUGGCGUCAUGGCCUCCCGCAAGCGCGCCCGCACCGCCGGCGAAGGCGAGGAGGAGGGCGAGGCUGUGCCGGUCGCGGGUGGCUUCGAGGCGCCCAUCUUUGGCGCGCGCGUCGUCGGCCAGGUCACCACGCUGGCGCUCGAGGGCGAGGACGGCCCUCCGCAAAAGCUGUAUGCCGUCGCAAGCGAUCGCGCAGGCGGCUGGUACGUCACGACUGGUGCCUUGGUGCUGCACGUGUCGGCGGCCGGGCGCACCCGCACCGUCGCGACCUGCGAGGAUUGCCGCGGUAUCGACCUCAGCCCCAACGGUAGCGCGUUGUUUGUGGCGGACUACGGCAACAACAAGAUAUACUGGGUGGAGGUCGCGACGGGCGCGGUGAGCACGCUCGCGGGCAGCGGCGAACGAGGCGACGCGGACGGCGUGGGCGACGCGGCUCAGUUCAACGGCCCAUACGGCGUCACCAUCAGCCCGGACGGCAGCGCGCUGUUUGUGGCGGACUGGGGCAGCCACAAGAUCCGGCGGGUGGAGGUGGCGACGGGCGCAGUGACGACUGUCGCAGGCAGGGGCACUGCUGGCCGCGCUGAUGGCGUGGGCGGCGCGGCAGAGUUCCACAGCCCAGUCGGCAUCGCCAUCAGCCCUGAAGGCAGCGCGCUGUUUGUGGCAGACCAUUCCAACCACAAGAUCCGGCGGGUCGAGGUAGCGACAGGCGCGGUGAGCACGCUCGCCGGCAGUGGCAUUGCUGGCAGCGUUGAUGGCGUGGAGGACGCGGCGCAGAUCCACAAGCCACGCGGCAUCGCCGUCAGCCCCGACGGCAGCGCGCUGUUUGUGGCGGACUUCGGCAACCACAAGAUCCGGCGGGUGGAGGUGGCGACUGGCGCAGUGACGACUGUCGCGGGCAGCGGCGCUAAGGGCAGAGCUGAUGGCGUGGGCGAUGCGGCGCAGUUCAACGCCCCACUCGGCGUCGCCCUCAGCCCCGAUGGCAGCACUCUUCUGGUCCGCUCGGGAGCGGCGUCUCUCCGCCAGGUCUGCGUGGCUGCGCCUCCUCCGCCUCCCUCCUUCGCGCCGAUUGUGGUGCCGCCCUCGACCUUCUUUGCCGACAUGAAGAAGACGCGGGGCGACGCCUCUUUGCCGCACGGCCCGGUCACUUUCAUCGUCGGAAGGGAGGCGCAGCGCAUCGAGCACGUGAGCAAGAACCUGCUCUGCGUGCGGUCCGAGUACUAUGGGAAGAUGUUUGGCAUCGGCAUGAAGGAGCGCGACGCCGCCGAGAUCACGGUGCCCAAGACGGACCUCGCCAGCUUCACCGCCUUCAUCGACUACCUCUGCACCGACCAGCUCGACCUCGGCGAGGGGGAGGGCGAGCAGGCGCGGCGCGCGCUCGUGCUGCGGGAGCUUGCGCAGAUGUACCAGGUGCCGCGCCUCGAGCUGCUCUGCGCACAGGCGCUGCAGGAGAGCGUCGGGCCGGCGAGCGCUGUGCCGCUGCUCGAGGCGGCGCACAUGACGGGCGACGGGCGGCUCCUCGCGCAGUGCCGCCGCUACGUGGCCGACCACGCCGCCGAGGUGCGGGCGAGCGGCGGCGUGGAGCAGCUGCGCGACCUCGGCGUGGCCAAGGGGCUGCUCGGCGACGCGCUCGACCAGGUGGCGGAGCUGAAGAUGGGGGCGGCGCGCACGGCCGCGGGCCAGAGGGCGGCGCCCUAG
Emiliania huxleyi CCMP1516 is the source of this 1734-nucleotide messenger RNA. RefSeq lists its product as hypothetical. Bases 1 to 1734 code for a protein of 577 amino acids. The transcript has a single exon. Gene Ontology annotation, molecular function: protein binding. The record is from RefSeq and is a predicted model, not a curated record. Lineage: Eukaryota; Haptophyta; Isochrysidales; Noelaerhabdaceae.